Molecule: messenger RNA, 585 nt
Organism: Chaetura pelagica (chimney swift)
Lineage: Eukaryota; Metazoa; Chordata; Aves; Apodiformes; Apodidae
Gene: ADCYAP1
Product: adenylate cyclase activating polypeptide 1 (pituitary)
Exons: 5
Coding region: 1-585 (194 amino acids)
Biological process (GO): adenylate cyclase-activating G protein-coupled receptor signaling pathway; neuropeptide signaling pathway; positive regulation of transcription by RNA polymerase II
Cellular component (GO): perikaryon; neuron projection
Molecular function (GO): pituitary adenylate cyclase activating polypeptide activity; peptide hormone receptor binding; neuropeptide hormone activity
Source: RefSeq, a predicted model, not a curated record
AUGGUGGUGGCGAGCGGGGAGCGGGGCUGGCGCUGCCCCGCGGGUGCGGGAACCGGCCCGGGCCCGGGUUCGCCUGGGGCCGACCCGGGCUUGGGUGGGGGGACCCUGGUCUGGGGGAAGGCGGGGGGUUCGGCCCGCGGUGCCCCCGCGUCCUGCCCUCCCGUGAAGCCUCUCUCGGCAAAAAGAUUUCGGUCCUUCGGCGUGGUGGGCCGCGGCUCGGGCUCGGUACAUGUUAAUGUCUUUGCGUCGGAAGAGAUGCGGGAGAACGACCGAGUCAGCGUUUGGCAUCUAAGAAAGAACGUCUACUGCUCACCUGCGGCCGGACUUCAGUACCCGGCGCUCAGGCUGGAGGAUGAAGUCUAUGACGAGGACGGGAACACCCUGCAGGACUUCGCCUAUGACCACGAACCCCUCGGGAUAGCGAAUCCGUCCUCCAUGAUAGGCGAGAUGUACACCUUGUAUUACCCACCGGAAAAGAGCCGCUACCGGAAACAAAUGGCUGUCAAGAAAUACUUAGCGGCCGUCCUGGGGAAAAGGUAUAAACAAAGAGUUAAAAACAAAGGACGCCGAGUAGCGUAUUUGUAG